AUCCCUAGUUGCAACAAAAAAAAAACAACAAAAAUAAAGAAGAGGAAGACAGACGCCAGCAUUGAGUUCUUUUAUUUUGUAGAUUUAAGUGAAAAUAUAUAACUUUUGUUUUCCGAGUGAUGACGGAGCUCAAAGACGAGGUUCAGGUAUUCAACAAGGGCGAGAUCGUCCUUUGCUACGAGCCUGACAAGUCGAAAAAGAGAGUUUUGUAUACCAGCAAGGUUUUGGCAGUCUUCGAGCGCACCGACGAACAUGGCCUGAGGUACUACGACUACAAGAUACACUUCCAGGGUUGGCGGCCGUCCUACGACCGCUCGGUGCGGGCCAGUGUGCUUCUGAAAGACAGCGAAGAGAACCGACAGCUUCAGCGAGAACUGGCCGAAGCGGCUCAGCUGCAGAUUAAGGGCGACUACUCGUACAAGGGAACGCCCGACAAGCCGGCUUCAAAGAAGAAACGCUCAGGGCGCGGUUUGGGCACCUACGUUGAGGAUCCCGCCUUGGAUCCGCUCGAUACCACGCCUAUUAUCGCCGAUCAGGAAAUGCCGUCCAAUACUAGAGGCUCCGGCAGGGGCAAUCGCAAUAACAGGGACAACAGUGGAGGUCGUAAAGAGAAGGGUUCUGGAUCGGCCUCAGCUACCCCAGAAGCCAAAAUAAGAAGCACACGAGGAGGACAAGUUGAAGAGACGCCCAUGGAAGUGCUGGAGCCGGAGGAACGUGUAAUGCUGCGCAUCAGCGAACGACUUCGCGAGUAUAUGGAAUACGACUAUAACAUGGUGGUGAAGCUGGGUAAGCAGCACGCUAUGCCCGCCAGAAUACCCAUUGUCACCAUACUGGAGAACUUUGUGAAACAGCGCGCUGUUGAGCUAGCCAUUAGUAUUAAGCAGGAUAGCUCACGAGCUAGAAACACCCAAAGCAGGAACGCCCGCAUGGAGCUGGAAUACGACCGUGUCAUGUCCAAUGUGUGCAUGCUGAAGGAAGUGGUCGAUGGUAUUAGGAUCUAUUUUGAAUUCCAUGUGGACGACCACCUGCUUUACAGAGAGGAGAAGGAAUACGCCCACAACUACCUUACUGAUGACAACAUGCGUAACUGUAGCAUUGCGCUUAACAACUCCUACGAUUACAUCAAUCCCAACUGCGACACGGAGCUCCUUUCGAUGGAUGGCACACCAGUCAUUGGCAACAAAAGCAACGGAGUUGAUGGAGGAAUUCUGGGAGAGAUUGAGUACGAAAAACAACUGCAGAAAUGUCUCUUGUAUAUCGUAAAGAGCACCGGGAAAAACACAGCACAUGCCUACGAUCAACGAACAUCGCCCUUUACUGCCGCAUACAAAUUACCGCCGGAGAUGAAAGGGUUCCUUUGCGAAACCUUCACCUGGAGGCUUCUGUCAGCGGAGUCGCCCCCGGAAAAGUCAAUGGUGUUUGGGGCUCCUCACCUUGCAAGGAUGAUGAUCAAACUCCCUGAAUUUCUCAACUUUUCGCCCAUAUCCAACCGGAAGCUAGUGGAUCUGCUGCCACACUUGGACUCCUUCAUUAACUACUUGGAAAACCACAAGGAGUGGUUCGAUAAGGAGAAUUAUGUACACCCCACCGUUCAUCAGGAUCAGCUGCAGCGGGAGCUUCUGGACUCCCUGGAUCAGCCUAUUAAGAUGUCCGCCUAGAUAUAAGUAGUAUAUUAUAUUUAUUACGCAGUUUUAAAAGUUUUUUUUUUUCCUGUUUUUGCCAUUUUGUCAAACAAAGGUUUCCUUAAAUCGCACUUUGUAAUAAACGUGCUUUCAUAAAAACGUAUUCUACCCAUUUGUAAUCGAAUAAUGGCUUCAAUCUAUGGAAAAUACUAGUAACUAGUUUAAUUUUUUUUUUUUUAUUUGUUUCUUAGCUUAAGAUUAAGUUAAGUUUUGUUUGUGCUCAAAUAAAUAUAAGCAUAAAUUGCAAAAUCAUGUAAUUAUCGAAA
Drosophila ananassae is the source of this 1948-nucleotide messenger RNA. It is a transcript of the gene msl-3, whose product is annotated as protein male-specific lethal-3. The transcript has 6 exons. The coding region runs from base 120 to 1658 and encodes 512 amino acids. Gene Ontology annotation, biological process: chromatin organization; regulation of DNA-templated transcription. Gene Ontology annotation, cellular component: NuA4 histone acetyltransferase complex; MSL complex; nucleus. The record is from RefSeq and is a predicted model, not a curated record. NCBI's taxonomy places the organism in Eukaryota, Metazoa, Arthropoda, Insecta, Diptera, Drosophilidae.